Messenger RNA from Pseudophryne corroboree (corroboree frog), 1370 nucleotides. Its product is annotated as G2/mitotic-specific cyclin-B1. NCBI's taxonomy places the organism in Eukaryota, Metazoa, Chordata, Amphibia, Anura, Myobatrachidae. Gene Ontology annotation, molecular function: cyclin-dependent protein serine/threonine kinase regulator activity. The record is from RefSeq and is a predicted model, not a curated record. Gene Ontology annotation, cellular component: cytoplasm; mitochondrial matrix; nucleus. The coding region runs from base 89 to 1279 and encodes 396 amino acids. The transcript has 9 exons. Gene Ontology annotation, biological process: regulation of cyclin-dependent protein serine/threonine kinase activity; mitotic cell cycle phase transition; mitotic metaphase chromosome alignment.
AAAUUGGUUGUACGGAAGCAGCAGGGCAGAGCGUUCGCUGGUUUGAGAGUGAGAGAGAUAGCAGUAUACCGGCGCCAUCAUAAUCAUCAUGUCUCUCCGCGUCACCCGGAACAUGCUGUCAAAUGCUGAGAAUACAAAAACUGAAGCCUUUGGCAAAAAGGCUGUGGCCAAGCCAGGACUGCGGCCCCGCAUGGCCCUGGGCGAUAUCGGAAACAAGGUUGACCCGAAGGUGCCUGUGAAGAAGGAACUAAAACCUGCUCUGAAGGUUGUUAAAAAGGCCAAAGCAACGGAGAAGGUUCCAGAGCCAAAAAAGGUGAAAGAGGAAAAGGUCUGCACCAAACCUGCUGAGUUGGAACCCAGCUCCCCUGCGCCAAUGGAGACCUCUGGGUGCGUCCCAGAUGAGCUGUGCCAGGCUUUCUCUGAUGUCCUUAUCCAUGUGAAGGAUGUGGAUGCUGAUGAUGUUGGGAACCCCAUGUUAUGCAGUGAAUAUGUGAAGGACAUCUACUGCUAUCUGAGGAGCCUAGAGGAAGCCCAGGCGGUGAGGCCAAACUAUCUCCAAGGCCAGGAAGUCACAGGCAACAUGCGAGCAAUCCUGGUAGACUGGCUGGUCCAGGUGCAAAUGAAGUUCCGCCUGUUGCAAGAAACUAUGUUUAUGACUGUUGGGAUAAUUGACCGCUUCCUGCAGGAGCACCCAGUUCCCAAAAAUCAGCUACAGCUUGUGGGGGUAACAGCCAUGUUCCUUGCUGCUAAAUAUGAAGAGAUGUACCCACCAGAGAUUGGAGACUUCACCUUUGUGACAGACCACACCUACACAAAAGCUCAAAUAAGAGACAUGGAAAUGAAGAUCCUUCGUGUCCUCAAAUAUGCGAUUGGCAGGCCCCUCCCUUUGCACUUCCUCAGGAGGGCUUCCAAAAUUGGGGAGGUUACUGCGGAGCAGCACAGUUUGGCAAAGUAUCUGAUGGAACUGGUCAUAGUGGACUAUGAGAUGGUGCAUUUCCCUCCUUCCCAAAUUGCAGCUGCAGCUUCCUGCUUGUCAUUCAAAGUCUUCAAUGCUGGUGAAUGGACUCCAACACUGCAGCAUUACACCGCUUACUCUGAAGACCAGCUAAUCCCAGUCAUGCAACAAAUGGCCAAGAAUGUGGUGAAAGUGAACAAAGGACUCUCCAAACACAUGACUGUGAAGAAUAAGUAUGCGAGCAGCAAGCAGAUGAAGAUCAGCACUAUACCACAGCUGAGGUCUGAAAUCAUGGCAGAGAUGGCCCGGACUGUCCUUUCAUAGAAGAACCAACACCCUGUAUAGACUGUUAAUUUUAAGAUUUUUGUGCAUUUGUAAAUAGUUGUUUUAAUAAACUUUGUUUUUAUCGCUCUAA